This is a messenger RNA of Colletotrichum graminicola M1.001, 1545 nucleotides long. Its product is annotated as MBOAT family protein. The record is from RefSeq and is a predicted model, not a curated record. Gene Ontology annotation, molecular function: diacylglycerol O-acyltransferase activity. Gene Ontology annotation, cellular component: endoplasmic reticulum membrane. Gene Ontology annotation, biological process: triglyceride biosynthetic process. Bases 1 to 1545 code for a protein of 514 amino acids. The transcript has 4 exons. Lineage: Eukaryota; Fungi; Ascomycota; Sordariomycetes; Glomerellales; Glomerellaceae.
AUGAAUACGGCCACGGUGACGAGCCUCGAGAGCUCAACCGCCACAUCAUCCCUCCGCAGCACGCACAAUGGCAGCACCAAUUCCAAGGAAACCGCAGAGGAAACUACACCCGAAAAGCGCCGCACCACCGAGGAACUGAGGAGAGCGGUCCAGCGGAAGUACCGGCACGUCGCUGCCGUCCACCACAAGUCGCGCCCUUCCACCCUAAGCCAUGAUUCUGAUGCUGCUCCGAGUUUCAUUGGCUUCAGGAACCUAAUGGUAAUCGUAUUAGUUGUCGGUAAUCUUCGUCUGAUGAUGGAGAACAUCCAAAAGUAUGGAGUAUUGAUCUGUGUUCGUUGCCACGAUUUCCGUCGACAAGAUCUCGCGUUGGGCUUGGGCUUGUACCUCCUCAUCCCCUGUCAUCUGUUUGCCGCAUACUUGAUCGAACUAGCUGCUGCUCAGCAAGCAAGGGGGUUGCGAGCCAAAUCAAAGGAUGGAGCCGCGAGCCCGACACAAGACCAGCGCUCACGAUUCGACUCCACCUGGAAGGUCAUCGCUUGGAUCCACACCGUCAACAUCACGCUUGCUCUGGCUGUGACGUCCUACGUCGUGUACUUCCACAUCUACCAUCCUUUGAUCGGUACCCUAACCCAGCUUCAUGCCUUAAUCGUCUGGCUCAAGACGGCGUCGUACGCCUUUACAAACCGAGACCUGCGACAUGCCUACCUGCACCCUGUCAAGGGUGAACUCGCAGCUAUGCCCGAGAUCUAUCAGCAGUGCCCCUACCCGCAGAAUAUCACGAUGCACAACCUGGCCUACUUCUGGUGGGCACCGACGCUGGUCUACCAGCCGGCGUACCCGAGGACGGACAAGAUCAGAUGGCUGUUUGUCGCUAAGCGCAUGGCGGAGGUGUUUGGUCUGGGCGUUUUUAUCUGGUUCGCGAGUGCACAGUACGCCGCACCGGUAUUGAUCAACUCCCUCGACAAGAUCGCGUCCCUAGAUGUCCCUAAGAUUCUUGAGCGGCUGAUGAAGCUUUCAACCAUCUCCUUGGUUAUCUGGCUCGCCGGCUUCUUUGCUCUGUUCCAGUCUUUCCUCAACGCACUUGCCGAGGUGACUCGUUUUGGCGACCGAUGCUUCUACGAGGACUGGUGGAACAGCGAAAGUCUGGGUGCGUACUGGCGUCUGUGGAACAAGCCUGUCUACCAGUACUUCAAGCGUCACGUCUACUCGCCUCUGAUCGGCCGAGGAUGGAGUUCCAGGGCUGCCCAGCUGGCCGUUUUCUUCGCCUCGGCGGUUCUCCAUGAGGUACUUGUCGGCAUCCCGACUCACAACAUUAUUGGUGUUGCUUUCGCUGGCAUGUUCUUGCAGCUCCCCCUAAUCGCCAUCACCACUCCCCUCGAAAAGAUGCAGACCCCUACUGGCCGCAUGAUCGGUAACUGCAUAUUCUGGGUCUCCUUCACUAUCCUCGGACAGCCGUUUGCUGCUCUGAUGUACUUUUACGCCUGGCAGGCCAAGUAUGGCAGCGUGAGCAGGCAGAUAGCCUGGUCAGCCGCACCAAGCUCGUAA